Aspergillus pseudoviridinutans is the source of this 486-nucleotide messenger RNA. RefSeq lists its product as uncharacterized. The transcript has 4 exons. The coding region runs from base 1 to 486 and encodes 161 amino acids. NCBI's taxonomy places the organism in Eukaryota, Fungi, Ascomycota, Eurotiomycetes, Eurotiales, Aspergillaceae. The record is from RefSeq and is a predicted model, not a curated record.
AUGGCGCUGGAUAACUUAGCGAGUCCCAUCCUCUUUUGGUGUGCGGUUGUCUUUCUCGUUUCCACGGAGCUCUAUUAUCUACUUCCACAGUCAAUGUCGGACAAAAUCGGCCAGUAUUUCCUUAGUCUUGGUUCGAUCAUCCAUGACUAUAGCUCGGGUAAAUACUACAAGCCAUGGAAGUCCGCCAAAGCAAUCGUGGUCGUUUCCAGCAAAAGGCAAAUCAUGGAGCUGAGUGAGGCACCGGUGCUAUCUCAGCGCGCCGCCUACGCCGACAUGUUCGGUUUCAAACACACAAUGAACAAGCUCGAUCAUCAUGAUCACAAGGUGGCCCGCUCGCGUCUCUACGGACGCCUGCUCCAGGUCAACGGUCCUACCAACCUGGCGAAGCUCUAUCCGCAUCUUCAGAAGCGAUUGGAGCAAUCUCUAGCUCAGGAGCUUGAAGCUGGGGUUUUCAUUGAUGGUACGCAAUCGUACCAUUCUGAUUGA